AUGGCUCGCUUCGGGGAGGCGGUGGCUGGCAGGCUGGGCUCCGGGGAUGGGGGCUCCGAGCAGAACCGCAGCCGGCAAGGAGCUGCUGCUCCGGCAGGAGGGUCUCCGGGAGCUUUCAAGCAAACCAAAGCGCAGCGAGCCCGGACUAUGGCUCUGUACAACCCCAUCCCUGUCCGGCAGAACUGCUUCACCGUCAACAGAUCAUUGUUCCUCUUUGGGGAAGAUAACAUAGUCAGGAAAUACGCCAAGAAGCUCAUCGACUGGCCUCCCUUUGAGUAUAUGAUCCUGGCAACCAUCAUUGCCAACUGCAUCGUGCUGGCCCUGGAGCAGCACCUCCCAGAGGACGACAAGACACCCAUGUCACGGAGACUGGAGAAAACGGAGCCAUACUUCAUUGGGAUUUUCUGCUUUGAGGCUGGGAUUAAGAUCGUGGCUCUGGGCUUUGUUUUCCACAAGGGCUCAUACCUGCGCAAUGGCUGGAACGUCAUGGACUUCAUCGUGGUCCUCAGUGGCAUCCUUGCCACCGCUGGAACACACUUCAACACGCACGUGGACCUGCGCACCCUGCGGGCUGUGCGUGUGCUCAGGCCUCUGAAGCUCGUCUCGGGCAUUCCCAGCCUUCAGAUUGUGCUGAAAUCCAUCAUGAAGGCCAUGGUGCCUCUCCUCCAGAUCGGCUUGCUGCUCUUUUUUGCUAUUCUCAUGUUUGCCAUCAUCGGCCUGGAGUUUUACAGUGGGAAACUGCACCGAGCCUGCUACACAAACAAUUCAGGUGAGCUGGAGGAGCUGGACCCUCCCCACCCCUGCGGGGUGCAGGGUUGUCCGCCGGGCUAUGAGUGCCGAGAGUGGAUCGGUCCCAAUGAUGGGAUCACGCAGUUCGACAACAUCCUCUUCGCUGUGCUGACCGUCUUCCAGUGCAUCACCAUGGAAGGGUGGACCACAGUUCUGUACAAUACCAAUGAUGCCUUAGGAGCCACCUGGAACUGGCUAUACUUCAUCCCCCUCAUCAUCAUUGGAUCCUUCUUUGUCCUCAACCUUGUCCUGGGAGUGCUGUCAGGGGAGUUUGCCAAAGAACGUGAGCGCGUGGAGAACCGCCGGGCCUUCAUGAAGCUGCGGCGACAGCAGCAGAUCGAGCGGGAGCUCAACGGCUACCGGGCCUGGAUAGACAAAGCGGAGGAAGUCAUGCUGGCUGAAGAGAACAAAAACGCUGGGACCUCAGCCUUAGAAGUGCUCAGGCGAGCCACCAUCAAGAGGAACCGGACAGAUGCCAUGAACCGUGACUCCAGCGAUGAGCACUGCGUCGAUAUCUCCUCCGUGGGCGAGCGGAGGCUGGCACAGAGGAGGCCUCUUCAUCCCACCUUGGGUAACCCUCUGAGUCGCUCUGGUCUCAAAGGAGUGGAUGGAGCCUCUUAUUUACGGCACAAGGAGCGGCUCCUGCGUAUCUCCGUUCGCCACAUGGUGAAAUCCCAGGUCUUCUACUGGAUUGUCUUGAGCCUGGUGGCUCUUAACACUGCCUGUGUGGCCAUCGUCCAUCACAACCAGCCUGCCUGGCUCACACACUUCCUCUACUAUGCAGAGUUCCUGUUUCUUGGGCUCUUUCUCCUGGAGAUGUCCUUGAAGAUGUAUGGGAUGGGGCCACGCCUGUACUUCCAUUCUUCAUUCAACUGCUUUGACUGUGGGGUCACAGUGGGAAGCAUCUUUGAAGUGGUUUGGGCCAUCUUCCGACCGGGGACCUCUUUUGGGAUCAGUGUCCUACGAGCCCUUCGUCUCCUGCGAAUAUUUAAAAUAACCAAGUACUGGGCAUCCUUGAGGAAUUUGGUGGUCUCACUGAUGAGCUCCAUGAAGUCUAUUAUCAGCCUGCUCUUCUUGCUCUUCCUCUUUAUUGUAGUCUUUGCCCUGCUGGGAAUGCAGCUGUUUGGAGGGGGGUUUAAUUUCAUCGAUGGGACACCAUCAGCCAACUUUGACACUUUCCCUGCGGCCAUCAUGACGGUGUUCCAGAUCUUGACGGGUGAGGAUUGGAACGAGGUGAUGUACAACGGCAUCCGCUCCCAGGGAGGCGUUCGCUCGGGCAUGUGGUCCUCCAUCUAUUUCAUCGUCCUCACCUUGUUUGGGAACUAUACUCUGCUGAAUGUCUUCUUGGCCAUUGCAGUGGACAACCUGGCUAAUGCUCAGGAGCUCACCAAGGAUGAGCAGGAGGAAGAGGAGGCCUUUAACCAGAAGCAUGCCCUUCAGAAAGCCAAGGAAGUCAGCCCCAUGUCUGCCCCCAACAUGCCUGCUAUUGAGCGGGAGCGGCGCCGGAGGCACCACAUGUCGGUGUGGGAGCAGCGCACUAGCCAGUUGCGCCGGCACAUGCAGAUGUCUAGCCAGGAGGGCAUCAAUAAGGAUGAGCCACCCCUCAUCAACCCACAUGCCAGCAUCUUCCGCCGCAAGAAACCAGGGGACGGUGUUGCCUUGGAGAAGUGCGAUGAGGAGCAAGGUGGCAAGGGAGAGCGGCCGCCAGCUGAAGGUCCCGAGCAGCCGGCCCCGGGAACCAACCCAGGAGGUGGGGAGGACAGGAGGAGCCCAUCGCCCCGUGCUAGGAGGGACAAAGAGAUGUGGCAACACAAAACGUGCCAUGGGAACUGCGAGCCGGGUGAGGAAGGGGCAGGAGGUGGCAUUGAGGAGAGGGCGCGGAUGAGGCAAAGCCAGCGGCGCAGCCGGCAUCGAAAAGCCAGGAUGGAGGGGAAGGAGCCGACUGGAGCCCUGGAGAGCCGAGCAGGUAGCCAGGAGAUGGGGCUGGAGGAGCCCUGCCCUGCAGAGGGGAUGCAGGAUGGGGAGCGGCGUGGGGAUGCUGCUGCAGCACUGGACCUGAUUCAGGGCGAGCCGGAUGCGAGUGGGGACCCCACCAGGACCAAUGGGGCUCCAAACGAGGAGGGAAGCCUCCCAGCAUCAGCCCCUGAGCCCCCUCGGGGGAUGGAGGGCAGCCUGGGUGAGCAGGACUGCAGCAGCCCAGACACCAGUGAGCAGGCCCUGCUUGGGGGGGCAGCACUGGGGGCCAGCCGCACUGUCAGCCACAGCGAGCCUGACCUGUCCUCUGUCACCGCCAACACCGAAAAGGCCACUGAGAGCACCACCAUCAUGAUUGAUGUCCAAGACUCCACUGUGGUACAGAUUAGCAACAAGACCGAUGGAGAAGCCAGCCCCUUGAAGGAGGCUGAGAGCAAAGAGGAUGAGGAGGAGAUGGAGAAGAAGAAGCGGAAGAAGGAGAAGAGCGAGACAGGCAAAGCGAUGGUGCCACACAGCUCCAUGUUCAUCUUCAGCACCACAAACCCGGUGCGCAGAGCCUGCCACUACAUCGUGAACCUGCGCUACUUCGAGAUGUGCAUCCUGCUGGUCAUCGCCGCCAGCAGCAUCGCCCUCGCGGCUGAGGAUCCCGUCCUCACCAACUCCGACCGUAACAAAGUGCUGAGGUAUUUUGACUAUGUUUUCACUGGUGUGUUCACCUUCGAGAUGGUUAUCAAGAUGAUCGAUCAGGGCUUGAUCCUGCAGGAUGGCUCCUACUUCCGAGAUCUCUGGAACAUCUUAGAUUUCAUCGUGGUGGUGGGAGCUCUGGUGGCCUUCGCCUUGGCGACCAACAAGGGUCGGGAUAUCAAGACCAUCAAGUCUCUCCGUGUGCUGCGGGUCUUGAGGCCCCUGAAAACCAUCAAGCGGCUGCCGAAGCUCAAGGCUGUCUUCGACUGCGUUGUGACAUCCCUCAAGAACGUUUUCAACAUCCUCAUUGUCUACAAGCUCUUCAUGUUCAUCUUUGCUGUCAUUGCUGUCCAGCUCUUCAAGGGGAAGUUUUUCUACUGCACUGACAGCUCUAAGGACACAGAGAAGGACUGCAUAGGGAACUACGUGGACCAUGAGAAGAACAAGAUGGAGGUGAAGUGCCGGGAGUGGAAACGACAUGAGUUUCACUAUGACAAUAUAAUCUGGGCGUUGCUCACCUUGUUCACAGUCUCCACUGGUGAGGGCUGGCCCCAGGUGCUGCAGCAUUCGGUGGACGUGACGGAGGAGGACCGUGGGCCCAGCCGCAGUAACCGCAUGGAGAUGUCCAUUUUUUACGUUGUCUAUUUUGUGGUCUUCCCUUUCUUCUUCGUCAACAUUUUUGUGGCUCUCAUCAUCAUCACAUUCCAAGAGCAAGGAGACAAAAUGAUGGAGGAGUGCAGUCUGGAGAAGAAUGAGAGGGCCUGUAUUGACUUUGCCAUCAGUGCCAAGCCCCUCACACGCUACAUGCCCCAGAACCGGCACACCUUCCAGUACCGGGUCUGGCACUUUGUGGUCUCCCCAUCCUUUGAGUAUACCAUCAUGGCCAUGAUUGCUUUGAACACUGUGGUGCUGAUGAUGAAGUACUACUCUGCUCCAUACACCUAUGAGCUGGCCUUGAAGUACCUGAACAUCGCUUUCACCAUGGUGUUCUCUUUGGAGUGCGUCCUUAAGAUCAUUGCUUUUGGCUUUCUGAAUUAUUUCCGGGACACCUGGAAUAUCUUUGACUUCAUCACUGUCAUUGGCAGCAUCACAGAGAUCAUCCUGACGGACACCAAGCUGGUGAACACCAGCAGCUUCAACAUGAGUUUCCUGAAGCUCUUCCGGGCGGCUCGGCUCAUCAAGCUGCUGCGCCAGGGUUACACCAUCCGCAUCCUGCUGUGGACAUUUGUGCAGUCCUUCAAGGCUCUGCCCUAUGUCUGCCUCCUAAUCGCGAUGCUUUUCUUCAUCUAUGCCAUCAUUGGGAUGCAGGUUUUUGGCAACAUCAAACUAGAUGAGGAAAGCCACAUUAACCGGCACAACAACUUCCGCAGCUUCCUGGGCUCCCUCAUGCUCCUCUUCAGGAGUGCCACCGGUGAGGCAUGGCAGGAGAUCAUGCUCUCCUGCCUGGAAGGCAAGGGCUGUGAGCCAGACACGACGGCGACAUCUGGGCAGAAUGAGAACGAGCGCUGUGGCACCGACUUGGCCUACGUCUAUUUUGUCUCCUUCAUCUUCUUCUGCUCGUUCCUGAUGCUCAACCUGUUUGUGGCAGUCAUCAUGGACAAUUUUGAGUACCUGACACGAGAUUCCUCCAUCCUGGGACCUCACCAUCUAGAUGAAUUUGUCCGGAUAUGGGCAGAGUAUGACAGAGCAGCGUGUGGCCGAAUCCAUUACACUGAGAUGUAUGAAAUGCUGACUCUUAUGUCACCACCGCUAGGCCUCGGCAAGAGAUGUCCUUCCAAAGUGGCCUAUAAGAGACUGGUGCUGAUGAACAUGCCCGUGGCUGAGGACAUGACCGUCCAUUUCACCUCCACCCUGAUGGCGCUGAUACGCACCGCCCUGGACAUCAAAAUUGCCAAAGGUGGUGCAGAUUGGCAGCAGUUAGACUCUGAGCUUCAAAAGGAGAUCCUGACCAUUUGGCCUCACCUGUCCCAGAAGAUGCUCGACCUGUUGGUACCCAUGCCAAAAACCUCUGACCUGACUGUUGGCAAAAUAUAUGCAGCCAUGAUGAUUAUGGAUUACUACAAGCAGAGCAAGGCGAAGAAACAGAGGCAGCAGCUGGAGGAGCAGAAAAACGCACCCAUGUUCCAGCGCAUGGAGCCAUCCUCUUUGCCACAGGAAAUCAUCUCCAACGCAAAGGCUCUGCCUUACCUCCAGCAGGACACUCUCACAGGGCUGAGCAGCCGGAGCGGGUUCCCCUCGCUGAGCCCGCUCUCACCACAGGAGAUCUUCCAGCUGGCGUGCAUGGAUCCAGCCCAGGGGCAGUUCCAGGAGCACCAGUCUCUGGAGCCAGAGGUUAGGGAGUUUCAAAGAGUGCAGCCCUCUAACCGUGGCAGCUACCUUCCCGUGGACACUCAGGACCACGCUGUCUCUGGGAGGGCCUCCUCCAUGCCUCGUCUCACUGUGGAUCCCCAGGUGGUGACAGACACCAGCUCGAUGCGGCGGUCGUUUUCCACCAUCCGGGACAAACGCACCAACACCUCCUGGCUGGAUGAGUUCUCCAUGGAGCACAGCAGCGACAACACCUACAAGUCCCGCCGGCGCAGCUACCACUCCUCGCUCCAGCUCUCUGCCCGGCGCCUCAACGCUGACUCAGGCCACAGGUCCGAGGGGCACCGCUCGGGUGGCAGGGAGCGGGGCCGAUCCAAAGAGCGCAAGCACUUGCUGUCCCCUGACAUCUCCCGCUGCAACUCAGAGGAGAGGAGUCCCCAGGCACACGAUGAGUCUCCAGAGCGGCGGCGCGAGUCCCGGUCCCCCAGCGAGGGCAGGUCACAAACACCCAACAGGCAGGGAACGGGCUCCCUGAGUGAAAGCUCCAUCCCCUCCAUCUCGGACACCAGCACACCCCGGCGAGGCCGCCGCCAGCUCCCACCGGUGCCCCCAAAACCACGUCCCCUCCUCUCCUAUGCCUCCAUGCUGCGGCAUGCCGCCGGAGACGCCUCACCACCUCCUGACGAGACCGAAGGGGGGUCCCCGCUCCUCUCCAAGGAGCCCAACGCCGCCGGCCUGACCGAGUCUUCCAGCUCCCCAGCGGGGAAGCCGAGCCGGCCAUCCACCCCGCAGCGUUACAUCUCGGAGCCCUACCUGGCCCUGCACGACGACUCGCACGCCUCGGACUGCGGCGAGGAGGAGACGCUCACCUUCGAGGCGGCCGUGGCCACCAGCCUGGGUCGUUCCAACACCAUUGGCUCAGCCCCACCGCUGCGGCACAGCUGGCAGAUGCCCAACGGGCACUACCGGAGGCGGAGGCGAGGGGCUGGGCAGGGUGUGAUGUGCGGGGCCAGCAUAGAUGUGCUCAGCGACACCGAGGAAGAUGACAAGUGCUAGAGGCUGUGUCCCCACCGCUGCCGCCCCGCCGCCCUGCCCUCUCCAAUGCAUGCUCUUCGCCACGCCUGGGAAUGAAACGAAACCAAAACCAAACGCAAAGGGGGAAGUUAAAAAAAAAAAAAACACAACAAAAACGAAACAAACAAACAAAAAAAAAACC
Lagopus leucura (white-tailed ptarmigan) is the source of this 6970-nucleotide messenger RNA. It is a transcript of the gene CACNA1E, whose product is annotated as calcium voltage-gated channel subunit alpha1 E. Gene Ontology annotation, biological process: chemical synaptic transmission; calcium ion import across plasma membrane. Gene Ontology annotation, cellular component: voltage-gated calcium channel complex; membrane; neuronal cell body. The transcript is spliced from 46 exons. NCBI's taxonomy places the organism in Eukaryota, Metazoa, Chordata, Aves, Galliformes, Phasianidae. Gene Ontology annotation, molecular function: high voltage-gated calcium channel activity; calcium ion binding. The coding region runs from base 1 to 6810 and encodes 2269 amino acids. The record is from RefSeq and is a predicted model, not a curated record.